Molecule: messenger RNA, 741 nt
Organism: Lodderomyces pseudojiufengensis
Lineage: Eukaryota; Fungi; Ascomycota; Pichiomycetes; Serinales; Debaryomycetaceae
Exons: 1
Coding region: 1-741 (246 amino acids)
Biological process (GO): mitotic DNA replication termination; site-specific DNA replication termination at RTS1 barrier
Cellular component (GO): nucleus
Source: RefSeq, a predicted model, not a curated record
AUGGGUGCAGAUGGAGGUACAACAGCUAAACGACUGGAUAUACUACAAUUACAUAACCUAACUCAAAAGAAAGAACUACAAGAAGGAGAAAAUAAAGAACAAAUUCUACUACAAAGUUGUGCAAUAUCAGGAUUACCAUUGUAUAAUAAUUCACCAAUUGUUGGAGAUUUUAAAGGUAAAUUAUAUAUAAAAGAAAAGAUACUACAGUACCUCUUGGAGGUUAAAUUAGAUAAAUCAAAAUUGAAAGUACAAUUUCAACAUUUAAAAACUUUAAAAGAUUUAAAGACUGUUACAAUAACAUGGAAAAUUAUAAAAAAUAUUCCACAUUUUCAAUGUCCUAUAACAAAAGAAUUAGAUGAUAAAACACAUUAUUCAUAUUUAAGAACUUGUGGUUGUGUAAUGUCUUAUAAAUUAUUAAAAGAAUUAAAGAAAUCACUUAGUGAUGGAUCCACAAAAACAUCUCAAUGUCCAAUAUGUAAUAAAACUUUCACAUUUGAUUAUGAUUUAGUUAUAAUAAAUCCAAUAAAUCAAAAAGAAUUUGAUGAUAUAAAUGAAUCCAAUUAUAAAUAUUUGAAAAAUGUAUUACAAUUAAGUAAUAAUUUAGAACCCAUAAAAAGGAAAAAGAAAAAAUCAAGUAGUAUUAUUGAUAUUGUUGAUCCAACUCCUACUCCUGAAUUUAUUAAAAAACGAAAACAAGAUCUAGAUGAUGAAAUCGAUUCAAGUAAACGUAUAAAAACAUGA